This is a messenger RNA of Pseudovirgaria hyperparasitica, 4853 nucleotides long. RefSeq lists its product as uncharacterized. NCBI's taxonomy places the organism in Eukaryota, Fungi, Ascomycota, Dothideomycetes, Acrospermales, Acrospermaceae. The coding region runs from base 232 to 4764 and encodes 1510 amino acids. The record is from RefSeq and is a predicted model, not a curated record. Gene Ontology annotation, molecular function: phosphorelay sensor kinase activity; protein binding. Gene Ontology annotation, biological process: phosphorelay signal transduction system; regulation of DNA-templated transcription; detection of visible light. The transcript is spliced from 2 exons.
ACGAUCCACUCUGGUAAACUUCCGCUCGUCGUCCGAGACCGCAACCCUCCACAUCACAAAGCAGUUCACCAGCUCAUGGUGACCACGCCCUAGGUCCGAGUGUCCCAACGUGGGCCUGCCUUGUACUGUUUGCUUCCUUGGGCGUUUCGGUUCAUGUUGACUAUUUGCGGAUUGAGCACCACUACCGCCAAUCUCCAUCAUCUGUAACAUUCUAUUCGAUCCCUUCCAUACAUGUCUUCGACGGAGAGCUCAGGCGACAGCAAGCCACCACAACUCUCCAACGCUACCGAUGACACCCCGACCGAUCCUUCUACGGAGCAACCUACGCCCGCGGAUGAUAUGACAGGAGAAGAACAAAGGAGGAGGGCUGGCUCGGUGGCCUACUCGCCAGGGGGCCGAGGUGCAGAGCCACUGAACAUAUUGAGUCCAGGUGCCACAGAUCGCGUCUUUCCAAUACGCAGUGUUGUCUCCAUGGACCCGACCCCAACGCCCACACAACGGCCAGACAGAGGAGAAUACUUUCCGUCGGCAAGUGCAGCCCGAGCAAGAGGACAUUCAGAGAGCUCUGGAUCGACGAGAUCGCGCAAGCCAAGCGGGGAUCUGAGCGGGCCCGGGAGUGUACUGGCAAAAGGUGGCAUUCCAGAUCUACCCAGUCCAGUAGGGGAGAACCCAAAAGUUAUGAGACCGAGAGAUGCUACCGCAUUGAGAGCACCACCGCAGGUCUUCAGCGAUUUCAAUUCGACACGCUCGAAUGAUAGUGGCAGUGUUGGAGAUCCGGGCGAUUUUUCGCUGAUUUCUGGAGGUGCGUCAACCAGGAGCAACAGGAGUACAAGAAGCGCUGCAAAUGAUGAACUUGGAGGACUAGUCACGGCAAGAUUCAAGCACGUUGUGACCGAUGGCGGCCAUGCCAUUGUCACUGGUCGCGAUGGCGAAACGCUGCAAAGAUGCGAGGACGAGCCUAUCCAGAUUCCCGGUGCCAUCCAGGGAUUUGGUCUGUUGAUUGCAUUGCAGGAAGAUCCAGGCACCGGCAAUCUUCUCGUGCGCAUUGUGAGCGAGAAUUCGAAGCGAAUACUAGGCUGGACUCCCAAACAACUGUUCGCACUCGAGAACUUCUGCGACAUCUUAUCUGAAGAGCAAACGGAUAACCUCUUGGAUCAUAUAGACUUCAUUCGUGAUGAAGAUACCGAUGUAGAGACGAACGGCCCCGAGGUCUUCACCAUGGCCAUCAAAGCCCCUGAAGGUCGUGCGCGGAAGCUUUGGUGUGCAAUGCAUUCCAACGACAGAAAUCCAGGGUACAUAAUAUGCGAAUUUGAGCUGGAAGACGACGUCAGUAACCCCUUGGUCCCUAACAACAAUCAAACCCCAGAUCUCCCCGAGGAUACGUUAUCAAGUAAUCCCACGGAAGAAGAAUACUUGGAAAGCACGCAAGUCUGGAGUCGGCCGUUACGUGUGCUAAGAAGCGCUAGAAAACGCAAGGGAGAGGCCGCAGCUAUGGAGGUUUUCAAUAUCAUGUCACAGGUACAGGAGCAGCUGGCCACCGCGCCAAACCUAGAGAAAUUUCUGAAAGUCUUGGUUGGUGUGGUCAAGGAGUUGACUGGCUUUCACCGAGUCAUGGUCUACCAGUUCGAUGCUGCCUUCAACGGCAGAGUAGUCACUGAAUUGGUCGAUCCGCGCGCAACUAAGGACUUGUACAAGGGUCUCAAUUUCCCCGCGAGCGAUAUACCCAAACAAGCUAGAGAUAUGUACAAGAUUAACAGGGUCCGACUCUUGUACGACCGCGAUCAAGAGACAGCAAGGCUUGUUUGUCGUACGCUCGAGGACCUGGAGAAUCCUCUCGACCUUACGCAUUCAUAUCUUCGCGCCAUGUCUCCAAUUCACAUCAAAUAUCUCGCUAACAUGGCUGUUCGGUCCUCAAUGUCCAUAUCAAUCAAUGCAUUCAACGAGCUCUGGGGCCUGAUUGCUUGCCAUUCUUAUGGGCCGAGGGGCAUGCGUGUGUCUUUCCCAAUACGCAAAAUGUGUCGUCUAGUCGGUGAUUCGGCGUCGAGAAACAUCGAACGACUUUCGUAUGCAUCGAGGUUACAAGCCCGCAAACUCAUCAACACUGUGCCUACGCAGCACAACCCAUCUGGCUACAUUAUUGCUUCGUCAGACGACCUCUUGAAACUAUUCGAUGCUGACUAUGGAUUAUUAUCCAUACGGGACGAAACGAAGAUCCUGGGUCAUCUUGAACAGACACAGGAAUGCUUGGCCAUGCUGGAAUAUCUGCGCAUGAGAAAAGUAACGUCUGUAACUACCUCGACAGACGUGAAAUUUGACUUUCCAGACUUGCGAUAUCCGCCUGGAUUCUCUGUCAUCGCUGGUAUGCUGGUAGUACCACUUUCUGCGAGUGGUCAUGACUUCAUCGUCUUUUUCAGAAAAGGUCAGCUCAAGGAGGUCAAAUGGGCCGGGAACCCAUAUGAAAAAUUCGUUCGUGAAGGUACAGAAGGGUACCUCGAGCCGCGGAAGAGCUUCAAGACUUGGAGUGAGAUGGUUGUUGGUAAAUCAAGAGAGUGGACCGAGGAAGAAAUCGAGACGGCAGCUGUGCUCUGUCUUGUGUACGGCAAAUUCAUCGAGGUCUGGCGACAAAAAGAAGCAGCACUGCAGAACAGCCAGCUGACAAGGCUCUUGCUCGCCAAUUCGGCACACGAAGUCCGCACGCCGCUCAAUGCUAUCAUAAAUUACCUCGAAAUCGCUCUCGAGGGCUCCCUCGACACAGAAACGCGUGAGAAUCUCGCGAAAUCUCAUUCGGCAUCAAAGUCUCUGAUCUACGUCAUCAACGACCUGUUAGAUCUCACCAAAACGGUCGAGGGCGGCGAGCUUGUCAAAGGUGAUGUAUUCGACCUGAAAGCUACACUACAAGAGGCUACAGAUCUGUUCAAGGGCGACGCACGCAGGAAAAACAUCGAGUACGAAAUCACAGAAUAUCCUGGUAUUCCCCAGAAAGUUAUCGGAGACCAACGUCGGAUCCGUCAAGCUAUAUCUAAUAUCACUGCCAAUGCCAUCCAGCAUACGACUGAGGGUAGUGUCAAGGUCGACAUGUACGUGACGUCCUGGGUGGACGCUCAUGUCGAGGUUGAAGUGGUCGUGCAAGACACUGGUACCGGUAUGAGCACUGCUAAGCUAGAUGCACUGUUUCAGGAGCUUGAACAAGUUCAGGGCGAGGGCGAUGCUAUGCCUCUGGAGGAUGCGCUUCCGAAAACAAUCACAGAUGGCAAGGAGAAGGGCGACAAACGAGCACUUGGUCUUGGUCUGGCUGUUGUCGCGCGCAUAAUCAAGAACAUGAAUGGACAACUGCGCCUGAAGUCUGAAGAGGGCAAGGGCUCCCGCUUCGUUGUCAACUUUCCGUUCGACCUACCGGACUCCGAAGUCAAGCCCGAUAACGCCAGCUCCAUAACAGAGACACCCAGUACUGUUGUCACACCACAAUUUGACCAACCGAAUGAAGUCACUCUCAUACAACGAGACGCAAAUGCGCCGCAACGACCGAGCUCAUCGGCAAGAGGAGUUGAAGGGGUUGUACAACGAAGAAAUAGCGCAGACAGCCUGGGCAGCCGCAAAAGCUUGAAGAGUCUAACCAGCGUCUCAAGUACUGCAAGUGGCAAGAGUGAUGUUGAUCGCUUGAUUGAAGCCAUCCAAGAACCACACGGGGUCAACAAUCGGCCAGCCCUGAAAAGGGUAGGUAGUGCUAUGUCUACGCGUUCACGCAUCGAAAGCAAUCGAUCCGGGAGCUUUGGCAGCUCGUCGGUGUCGCCUGUAGAUCGUCCUCGUGCUCGUAGUAUCGAAGCCGUCGAAGGCCUUGCUGCCGACAGGGCGAGCGGUCCUCGGCAUCUCAGGUCACCCAUGAAGAGCGAACCGGGGACGCAUCACCUACCGUUCUCACUACGACCAGUCAAGGCUGUCAGGAUGCCAGAGGAAUUUGAAGCAUCAUCUCCCGUCGAUCGACUGUCGAAUAGCGCUACCUCCGGCAGUAUCGUUGGUGAAUUAAGCAGUUCUGAAAAGUAUGUUCAGUCGACCGAGAAGCAGCUCACUGCGGAUAAUAUGCACGUUCUUGUCGCAGAGGACGACCCGGUCAACAGCAAGAUUGUCAAGAAGAGGCUGGAGAAGGCAGGGCACAACAUACAUCUGACGGUAAAUGGUGAGGAAUGCGCGUCUGCAUACGGCGAUGGGCUUGAGAAGUUUGAUGUUGUCCUGAUGGAUAUGCAGAUGCCUAUCGUCGACGGCCUCUCCUCUACCAAAAUGAUCCGUGCCCAUGAGAAAACUCACGGUGCCGAAUCCGGCUUGUCCGAGCGUGCGAGUCGUAAUGGACGCGUCCCGAUCAUCGCGGUUUCGGCGAGUCUGAUCGAAAAGGAACGGCAAACGUACAUCGACGCCGGAUUUGACGCCUGGAUCCUCAAGCCUAUCGCUUUUGCUCGCCUUUCGGAGCUCUUGGAAGGAAUCGUGAAUGACACGGUGCGCGAAGGCUGUCUAUAUAAGCCCGGAGGUUGGGAGAAGGGCGGGUGGUUCCAUAUGGGAAGCAAGAGCGCGUGGGAUGUCAAUACUGCAGCUUCGGGCGAGAAACCGAGCAUGGAUGGCGCGACUGAAAUCGCUGAGGCGGAGAAUCCGGAUAUUAGUACCGUGGCGCCCGUGGAAGACGGGACGGAUCAAGAGAGGGAGAGACUGAAAGGCGAGCAGGACAAAGGGAAAGAGGCGACGGUCGGCGAGGAUGACCAGGUACCUACUGAAUGACAACCUUCGAGGCUGUCGUUGAUGUAGAAGAUCAACUCAACUCAUUGGCGCCCAAUCACGACAAUACCACUUGCACCUCCUGGGUACCC